This is a messenger RNA of Panicum virgatum (switchgrass), 1220 nucleotides long. Its product is annotated as bZIP transcription factor 44-like. The transcript is spliced from 2 exons. The coding region runs from base 72 to 641 and encodes 189 amino acids. Gene Ontology annotation, molecular function: DNA-binding transcription factor activity. Lineage: Eukaryota; Viridiplantae; Streptophyta; Magnoliopsida; Poales; Poaceae. The record is from RefSeq and is a predicted model, not a curated record. Gene Ontology annotation, biological process: regulation of DNA-templated transcription.
UCUGCAGUACUGAAGAGGGACUCGUCCCGCUGGAACCGUCGAGACAGCAGACAAGAUUAUUGCCGGGAGGAAUGAACAUGUAUGAUCAGGCCUACUUCCCGCAGUCCUUCAAGCCGGCCUCAGCUUUCCAUGAUGCUGCUUCUCUACUCGCUGUCGACGGCAGCGACAUGGCGAGUAUUGAGCCCGACACCGUUGUCCAGGAAGCGGCUCACCUCGCCGGCCGCAAUGGCUCGCCCAGCUCGGGCACGGGCUCAGACGGCGCCGCGGGUAGCGGCUACCAGAUGAACAAGGUGUCUCUGGCGGCUGAGGAGGAGCGUCGGCGUCACCGAAUGGUGUCGAACCGGUUGUCGGCGGCACGGUCGCGCAUGCACAAGGAGCAGCACCUCGACGACCUGUGCCAGCAGGUCUCGCGCCUUCGCGGCGUCAACCUCCACCUCCUCGACCAUCUCAGCCGCACGGUGCGGCACUGUGAGGACGUCCACCGCGAGAACGCGUGGCUCAGGGACGAGAAGGCCGAGCUGGUCAAGAAGCUCGAGCAGCAGCUGCAGUCGGCCACGGCCAGGGAGAACACAAUAGAUCACGCUGCAGAGACCAGUGGUGGAGCUAGAAUUGAACCCAAGUGGGGAUUGGUGCUACAGUAAUCACGAUAACGCUAGCAGCCUCGCUUCAACACCUGCUCACACACAACUAAAAGAUUCAGAAUUAAGGUAUGGCUUAUUAGAUGGGGCUUAUGUACAUGGCGAGUUGAACUGGCUCAAUGGCUCAGGUAUUCUUUCACUCUUUACAGCCUAUAGAUGGCUGUUCUUUUACCUUUUCAGUCAAUUUAGUCCAAACAAGCAUGGAGGCUCUUCUUCUUCUAUCUUUAGAACUCCCAUCCAUGCAUUGAAAUUGGAACGAGGGGCAAGGUGCUCCCUUAUCUGACAAUCAGUAUGGAGGGCUUGAGCUCAUUCUCCCUUCCAUGGAUCUGCCACUCCCCAUGUUCUUCUCUAUAUUGUUUGUUGCAGCAAUUCAGAUAAAUAGAUAUACAGUGAGGCUAGCGUGGAGAAAGGGGGGCCAUGACCCACUUUGGCCGACACAUAGCUCCGCCACCAGCAGAGACAAAACGUAUAUAGCUUGAAAUGAACAAUUAAAAGAAAUAUGUUAUGAGUUCGUCAUUCAUUAUGUUUGUACUUUGUAGUAUUAUUAUUUAUCAGCUGAUGGGAGGUGCUACAUUUAUCCAA